Molecule: messenger RNA, 291 nt
Organism: Kalmanozyma brasiliensis GHG001
Lineage: Eukaryota; Fungi; Basidiomycota; Ustilaginomycetes; Ustilaginales
Product: Ribonucleoprotein LSM domain protein
Exons: 3
Coding region: 1-291 (96 amino acids)
Biological process (GO): mRNA splicing, via spliceosome
Cellular component (GO): catalytic step 2 spliceosome; U4/U6 x U5 tri-snRNP complex; Lsm1-7-Pat1 complex
Molecular function (GO): RNA binding
Source: RefSeq, a predicted model, not a curated record
AUGCUCAUCUUCUCGGCAUUCAAGACCCUCACUGGGCAACAGGUGACCAUCGAGCUCAAGAACGAUCUUGCCAUCCAAGGCACACUCAAGAGUGUCGACCAGUUCCUGAACUUCAAGAUUGACAACAUCCGCGUCCUCGAUGAAGCCAAACACCCUCAUAUGAUGGCGGUCAAGUCGGCAUUCAUCCGCGGCUCCGUCGUCCGAUACGUUCACAUCCCUGCCGCCGCCGUCGAUACACAGCUGCUCGAAGACGCGACAAGGAGAGAGGCUGCUUCGCAAGCGAAACGCUGA